UGUUUCUUUGUGGGGGAUGGUUUUUUCAGUCCCAAUUGCUGCUUGUGGGAUCAUCAUCUUUUAAGCUUUGCCAUUGAGUCAGACUCAGAGACAAGUCCCCCCCUUCUCUCUCUCUCUCUCUCUCUCUCUCCUAAUUUCCUCUCCUUUGAACAUUAAGUUUGUUUAUUAGGCGAUGAGAAGACUCUACAGCAAUACCUACGAAGAUGAAGCCUAGCUAGAAAGAGAGAAAGAUAGAAACCAAAGCUGUCGAUGAUGAUGAAGAAAAAAGCUGAGAAAGUUUUAAAGCCGCAAGAAAGCUGUUUUUAACCGAAAGGAACUCCCUUUUCUCUUAUAAUUUCCCCUCAUGUUCUUCUCUCUCUCUCUCUCUCUCUCUCUCUCUCUCCCAUUAGUAUAGCACGGAAGACUGCACAGUGAGAAGACCCGCUUUUGUUCUUCUUGGGCUUAGCCUGUUUCAGGCGAUAAUCACGCAAUGCAAGAAAAAGAUAAGAAUUCUGCUCCAACUAUUAUGCUAAGCAGCAAGCUCUCUCCCACGGUUCCUUCUUCCGAUCACUAUUCUUCGCUGGAAACCGGAAGCCACAGCAAGCGAAAGCGCCGCCCCGCCGGAACUCCAGAUCCCGAUGCGGAAGUGGUCUCUCUCUCCCCAAAAACCUUGCUCGAAUCGGAUCGUUACGUCUGCGAGAUCUGCAAUCAGGGGUUCCAGCGAGACCAGAACUUGCAGAUGCACCGGAGAAGGCAUAAAGUUCCGUGGAAGCUGCUGAAGCGCGAGACGCCGGUGGUGAAGAAGAGAGUAUUCGUGUGCCCGGAGCCGAGCUGCCUGCACCACGAUCCGUGCCACGCGCUAGGCGAUCUCGUCGGGAUCAAGAAGCAUUUCAGAAGGAAACACAGCAAUCACAAGCAGUGGAUCUGCCAGAAAUGCUCCAAAGGCUACGCCGUUCAAUCCGAUUACAAAGCUCAUCUCAAGACCUGCGGCACCAGAGGCCAUUCCUGCGACUGCGGCCGCGUCUUCUCAAGGGUGGAGAGUUUCAUAGAGCACCAAGAUGCCUGCAAUAUGGGGCGGCUCAAAUCGGAUCAAUCCCAGUCUCUACAGCCAACAGCUUGCUUGUCAAGAACGGCUUCAAGCCCCAGCCCAUCCAGUGAAAACAACAAUCUCAACUCGACUCCAUGGACCAAUAAUGGCAUCGUCUUCCCAAAAUCAAAUCACAUGAUUCACAAUCUAGAGCUUCAGCUGUUCUCCACUACUUCAAGCGAAAACACUCACCCUUCCCCGAAAACUAACGACACGAACCUUCCGGUUCAACUCAAGCUGUCGAUGGGACAGUCGACGGAUCAUCGCUCAACCUUCUUGAAGGAGGGCGAGAUGCUCAAGGAGCAGGUGAGGCUGGCCAUGGCGGAGAAGGUUUACGCCGAAGAGGCGAGAAGAAAGGCGAAGCAGCAGAUCGAGAUGGCGGAGCAAGAAUUCGCCAAUGCGAAGCGAAUAAGGCAGCAAGCUCGGGCCGAGUUGGAGAAGGCGCAGGCUUUGAAACUGCACGCCACGAAGCAAAUCAACUCCGCCAUUCUCCAAAUCACUUGCCAUGCUUGCCGGCAUAAGUUUCACGCCGCCGCCCCCGCGCCGCCUCCGGAGGAGAACUCGCUGGUGCUGAGCUACAUGUCGUCCGCCAUUACAGAAGCCGAGGUGGAGCUUGAGAAUAAUAAACUUUAAUAAAUUCGAAUAUGGGGGUGUUUGAUUAAUGAGAGUGCAUGUUUUGGUAUUGAUCGAUCAUUGAUUUGUGAUUCAUUUAAAUGGGUUGGUUUAGAUCAUGAAAUAUAUCUGUAAUAUGAGAGGAAAUCAUGAAACGAAAUGAAUGAUGAUAAAUGAAUGAUGAAUCAGUCUUGUACAGGAGGAGGGGGGGGGGGGGGUCUUGUUUUUUCAUUAUCAUCAUCAUGAUCAUCGUGAAGAUUGGUUCCAUUUCAUUGAAUGAGAGUUGCAGCAAAGGCGCUGCCCUGGCUGGAUUGAAUAUUAUAUAAUAAUAAUGGGUUGGUUUCAUAGAUUUGCGGUUGCCUCAACUUUUGGUAUUGUUAGAUCUUCUGUUUGGACUAUUUGAAGAUCUUUGUUGGCCGAGGUGGUCAGAAGACGGAGGUGACCCGUCCUCGGGCAUUAAAGAAUGGUACUGGAACCAAAUUAUGACUUCAAAUUUCC
This is a messenger RNA of Diospyros lotus (date-plum), 2176 nucleotides long. RefSeq names its product zinc finger protein SHOOT GRAVITROPISM 5-like. Gene Ontology annotation, cellular component: nucleus. Gene Ontology annotation, molecular function: DNA-binding transcription factor activity. The transcript has 3 exons. Bases 470 to 1699 code for a protein of 409 amino acids. NCBI's taxonomy places the organism in Eukaryota, Viridiplantae, Streptophyta, Magnoliopsida, Ericales, Ebenaceae. The record is from RefSeq and is a predicted model, not a curated record.